Molecule: messenger RNA, 1534 nt
Organism: Python bivittatus (Burmese python)
Lineage: Eukaryota; Metazoa; Chordata; Lepidosauria; Squamata; Pythonidae
Gene: TMEM45B
Product: transmembrane protein 45B
Source: RefSeq, a predicted model, not a curated record
ACUGCUUUUUUAUAAAUAGAGAAGUGAUGAAUGGAGAGGUUCCCACCGAUUUCCCUCCCUUUACAGAAAAUGUUGCAUAAACUGCUUUGCAACCUGUGCUCCUUCACCUUGAUUUUAAAACUCUGCCAUCAUUCUUUUGGUGGAAAAACAGGUUGACUUCAAAAUCUGGCAACAGCAGAAAAGGCUGUCCUUCCCCCUUUCAUAUAGAAGGGGUGGCAUGAACUACUUUAUAUCCUGUUGAUUCCCUCAGGAACAAUAAGCUUUGAUGCUAGCAGUCUUUCUCUGAGUGAGCAGGUAGACUUUGAGUUCUGCAACAGCUGGAAGUGCUAAACCACUUAAUCCAGGAGGUGACUGGACCAGAAUGGCAAAUUUUAAGGGCCACGCUCUUCCAGGGAGUUUCUUCAUAUUGUUUGGCCUCUGGUGGUCAGUGAGGUGCUCGCUAAAAUAUAUCAGCAGGUCACUGAACAAGAACAGUCGCGUACAGUGGAACUUCAAACAUCUGGAGAUCAUUGAAGGGGCAGUCAAAGUUGGCUUUGCAACAGUAGGGAUUCUUGCUGAGCAGUUUGUCCCCGAUGGUCCCCACUUGUAUCUCUACAGUGGGCAGCCACGAAGUUGGGUGAAGCUGAUGAACUGGCAACAUUCCACCAUGUAUUUAUUCUUUGGCAUCUCUGGAGCAGCGGAUAUAAUCACUUAUUCCUUGACCAAAAUGCCUAUUGGAUUGGACCGUUUCAUGUUCGCUAUUUCAUUCUUUGUGGAAGGCUUCCUCUUCUACUUCCACAUCAGCCAUCGGCCAAUGCUUGAUCAACACAUCCAUUCCUUGCUCCUGAUGGCCAUCUUUGGUAGCGCUGCCACCUGCUUGAUACAAACCUUCAUGCGUGACAACAUGAUUUUGGACUUCUUUAUUGCCAGCCUUGCCCUCUUGCAAGGAACCUGGUUUUGGCAGAUAGGUUUUGUGUUGUAUCCACCAUGGGGAGGACCAGAGUGGGAUGAGAGCGACCAUGGCAACAUAAUGUUCAUCACCAUGUGCUUUUGCUGGCAUUAUGCCAUUGCAAUCCUCAUUAUUGCAGUGAACUAUUCUCUGGUCUACUGCUGCAUCCAGAGCUGUAGAAGGAGCAACAGACAAAUCAGGUUUGGACUUGGCAUAAAGAAGCAAAACAAUUCUCAUGCUCCCCUCUUAAAUGGAUUGGAUGACGAAUAAGCCAGGAUGGAUAGAAAGAAGGCUUUGUCUAACUGCAAAGACAAGAUGGCUGCACUUCCUUUACAUUUUCAUAUCAUCCCUUCCAGCUUGCCUUAUCUAUCAUCCCCGGAAAGCAGAACUGAUAAUGCUUCAAAUUACCAAAUAUUCAACUUGGCACCAACAGAGAACAGCACACUUUUACAAAGCAAUCCAUUCUGUCAACAGUGGAAGAAAGUGCUCAAUUUUGCAGUAUUGCUGACAGAAACCACUGGACUUAAUUGGGAUUUACUUAUUGUAACAUUUGUAAUCUAUCAUUUUCUGCAGUUAUAUAAAAAGAGCUCCCAGCCUUAUUGCGAA